AUCAUCUAUUAAAUCAUUCAUUAAAUGCAUGAAGAUUUGUUGGGUUUACAUUAGAUUUUAUAAUUUCAAUAUCCUCUUUGGAAGAUUGUAUUAUUUGUGUGAAAAUAUCGCCCUGUAAAUCGAACGCCGAAUAUAAUUAUCCGACGUGGAUGCGUGUACAACAUGAAAUAGCGAGGGAGUGUAACACGUCGAGAAUCGCCCCCUAAUCCGAAGUGGUACCCACAAAAAACAGAAAUAAACCGCAAUAAAAAGAAAUGCAUAGCCUAUUAACCAAACAUAUUCAGCCAAUGUGUUCAGUUUGAGUUGUGAACUUCCGUUAAAAGUCUUGGUUGUAACAAACUCUUGUAAUGGUACGGCUAUUGAACUAUUCUUCAUCGACAUACCAGAUUCUUAGAUCAAAUAAUCUCCUCUUCUAUUCUAUCGUGUGAAAUAAGAAAUGAUGAGUGUUUGGUGUCUGUGUAAGUGAUCGACGGGUUUUUCAUCGGGUUUUUUUGUUAUUUUCGUGCUGAUGACAGACUCGGAUCAGAUGAUCAACGAAAUCUUCGACUCGUUCAACACCCUCAAUUAUUUACUCGUUAUAAUCGUCUUCAUAAUUUUCGGCUACCGCCCGCCUUGGUGGACACGAAAAGCGGUCGAUUGGGUGCAAAAGGAGAUCCAGGACCUCCCGGGGCCGCUGUCGCUGCCGCUCUUGGGCACCCGAUGGGUGUUUUCCUGCGGCGGUUACACCUUCAACAAAAUCCACGAGUUCUACGCCGAUAUGUACGAAAAGUACGGACCGAUCGUGAAAGAGGAAGCGCUGUUUAACAUUCCCGUGGUGAGCGUGUUCGAAAAGGAGGAUAUCGAGAAGGUGCUGAAAAGCAGCGGGAAAUAUCCGAUCAGACCGCCCACGGAAGCCGUGGCUGCUUACAGGAAGAGCCGGCCCGAUCGGUACACCAGCGCAGGAAUCGUCAACGAACAGGGUGCGGUGUGGUACCAUCUCAGGACGUCGCUCACGUCGGACCUGACCAGCCCGAAGACGAUCUCCGGCUUCCUGCCGCAGGUGGAAGAGAUCGCGGAGGAUUGGUGCAGCUUCGUGAGGCAGCACCGCGCCAACGGCGACAGGGUGUUCGAUCUGGAAGACGUGGUGGGCAAGCUGGGGCUGGAGACCUCCUGCGCCUUGGUGCUGGGCCGACGACUGGGCUUCCUGAUUCCGGGCGAGGAGUCCGAUUUGGGCAGCAAACUGGCCGCUGCCGUGCACAAGAAUUUCAUCGCCAUAAGAGACACGUAUUUCGGAUUGCCCUUUUGGAAAUUCGUACAAACGUCGGCGUAUAAGAACCUCGCCGAGAGCGAGGAAAUGAUCUACAAAUUAGCCUUGGAAUUAAUCCAGACUGCUGAUGAGGCGACCCACGACAGCGCCGUGUUCCAAUCAGUCCUCAAGGCUGAUAUCGAUCAUAAAGAAAAGACUGCUGCCAUCGUUGACUUCAUUGCUGCUGGUAUAUACACCUUGAAGAACAGCCUGGUGUUUUUGCUCUACCUAAUAGCCAUGCACCCAUCAACGCAGGAGAAGAUCCUGGAGGAUUCGUCGAAAUCGUACUUGAAAGCGUGCGUGCUGGAAUCCUUCCGGCUCCUCCCGACUGCCUAUUGCCUGGCGAGGGUGACGGAAGAGGAUCUGGAGCUGUCGGGGUACAAAGUCAGCGCCGGCAGCGCUGUGAUUUGCCACACGGGAAUAGCGUGCAAAAAUGACAAAUAUUUCCGCGACGCCGGGGAAUUCCGGCCGGAACGGUGGCUGGGCGAAGAGAAAUCCGCUACUACCAGCAACGCUACGUUCUUGGUGAGCCCGUUCGGCGUGGGGAGGAGAAUUUGCCCCGGGAAGAGGUUCAUAGAGCACGUGUUGCCGAUUAUACUGGAAAGUACCGUGAGAAACUUUGAGAUAGAGACGGUCGAACCCAUGGAGUUGCAAUUUGAAUUUUUGCUGUCUCCCAAAGGUCCCACGACCAUGUUGUUUAAAGAUAGAGGAUAAGUUAUGUAAGGGUGAAAAGGGCUUCGUUUUAGGGAUGGAAAUUCUAUUAAAAAAUCAAAAUGCGUAUUACUAUUGGAAGCAAGUUUGUCUUAUAGCUACACAUGGGCAUCCAUUUAGUGCUAUUGAAAUAAAACAAUAUUUUCCUAUAGUUCUAGAAACUAGAUAAUUUCGUACAUAGAAAACAUUUUUAAUUAAAAUUAAAUUUAGAACUGAAUUAAAUUUGAUAUAUGCUCUUGGUAAUAUUACUUAAUAACUU
Molecule: messenger RNA, 2255 nt
Organism: Phyllotreta striolata
Lineage: Eukaryota; Metazoa; Arthropoda; Insecta; Coleoptera; Chrysomelidae
Source: the annotation of a GenBank genome assembly